AUGGCGACGGAGAAGGGAGCGACGGAGGCGGAGAAGGAUGCAUGUGACGGCAGCAAGGAGAUCACCCUGAAGAGCUCGAAGGGGAAGGAGUUCCGUGUGUCGGAGGCGGUGGCGCGGCUGUUGUCGAUCGUCGCGCGCGGCCAUGAUCAGCGAAGGCCCGACUCCGACCCCAGCGCCGCGACCGGCAACAGCAGCGUCAACACCGCGGCAUCCGAGAACCUGGAGAAGUGGGACCGCGAGCUCGUCGACGGCCUCGGCCAGGACGCCCUCUACGACCUCAUCAUCGCCGCCAACUACCUCGACAUCCAAGGGCUCCUCAACGCCACCGGCCAGAAGGUCACCGACAUGAUGAAGUGCAAGACCACGGCGCAGUUUUAA
Messenger RNA from Phragmites australis (common reed), 378 nucleotides. RefSeq names its product SKP1-like protein 1B. The record is from RefSeq and is a predicted model, not a curated record. Gene Ontology annotation, biological process: SCF-dependent proteasomal ubiquitin-dependent protein catabolic process. Gene Ontology annotation, cellular component: nucleus; cytoplasm. The transcript is spliced from 2 exons. Gene Ontology annotation, molecular function: cullin family protein binding. NCBI's taxonomy places the organism in Eukaryota, Viridiplantae, Streptophyta, Magnoliopsida, Poales, Poaceae. Bases 1 to 378 code for a protein of 125 amino acids.